ACGACAUUUCUUCCUGGCAAUGCGUUUUGCUCUGUCCUUGGCGGACUCAUCCCCGAGGCCCAAAUAUGUCUGAGCAAUUACUAGUGCUCCUGGGAGGCCUCGCGUGUGGGCUGCGCCACCAUGCAGCUGCAGGCGACUAGAUGGCGGCCGGGAUGUGACGCUGCAUCGUGGACAUCCGACAGGUCAGAGAUGACAUCUUGUCGCAUCUCUACUUAUCUCCCAGCAAUCUCUCUCCGAUGAGUAUCAUCGCAAUCCUAUCAUCGGAAUGCGGCUCCUCAACGUCGACACGUUCUGCUUCACCGAGUACUUCGGGACCACGCCCCCGCCGUAUGCGAUCGCAUCGCAUCGCUGGACGGCGGGCGCCGAGGCGAUGUGGGAGGAUGUGCACGAGAGGAAGAAGACGGACACAGCUGGGUAUCGCAAGGUGCAAGGGUUUGUGGCAUACAUGAGGACACACCUGCCAUUGGUGAAGUGGCUGUGGGUGGAUACAUGCUGCAUCAAGCAGCAGAGCGAUCGCGAGCUGUCGGAAGCGAUCAACUCAAUGUUCCAGUGGUAUCGCGACGCGGAGGUGUGUCUAGCAUACUUGGAGGAUGUUCCCACCGUGAGGGAUAUAGCGACCUUCGAGCAGAGCGUAUGGUUUCGGCGCGGGUGGACGCUGCAAGAGCUGCUGGCGCCGGGCGUUGUGAUCUUUCUCUCAAACGACUGGAAUGUGAUCGGCCACAAGGGCAAUAACGGCCGCGGGCGAAGCGGAAUGUCGAAACAGACUGGCCCAUCGCUGGAAGACCUGAUUUCGCGUGCGACUGCUAUUCCACUCGCGAUUUUACACGAUUACCGAGCAGGCGACAACCUGACCGCCGGAGAGAAGAUGAAAUGGACAGAUGGCAGGGAGACGAUGCGGGCAGAGGAUCUGUCGUAUUGUCUGCUUGGUAUCAUGGGAGUCAGCAUGAACAUCCGUUACGGCGACGGCAAGGACAAGACAAGAGAGCGACUGCUACACAAAAUUGCAAAGCGCAAAGGUGAAGCAGUACCUAGCGAGUUCUCCGUCCCUUUCAGCCUGCAAGGUGUCCCGACGACGGAAUACUUCGUGCCCCGCAAGCUCGAGAUGCAGCAUCUCAUCGAGUUUUUCGCAAUCACAUCGGCACGGACGGCACAGCAGCGGGUGUUUGUGGUGUACGGCACGGGCGGGAUGGGGAAGACGCAGCUGUGUGCCAAGUUUGCGGAGACGAAUGCCGAGCGGUUCAGUGCGGUGUUCUGGCUGGACGGGUCGUCGAGAGAUGCCUUGCAGCGAUCGAUGGCGAGCGCAGGUGUUCAGUUGUCGACCCGUGUGCAAGAUACGACGGCACAGAUGGACGUCGCACAAUUGGUCGUCGACUUUCGGCAAUGGUUGUCGUCCCCGGGCAAUACGAACUGGCUGAUGGUGAUUGACAACAUCGACCGCGACUGGCAGGGCAAGACGAAGGACGAUCAGGCAUACGACUAUCGCGAGUUCCUACCGCACGCUCAUCACGGGAACGUCUUGAUUUCGACACGUCUGAGACGACUGCAACGACCAAAUGCCAGCCUUCAUUUAGAUACUGCCGACGAUGAGCUAGCGAAAGAGAUGGUCGAAACACGCGCAAACAAAGUGGUGACGAAUAUCAAUCAACUGCUGCCCAAGCUCGGCGGUCUGCCCCUUGCGCUCGCUCAAGCAGGAGCAUAUCUCGGCACAACCGGGAUGAGCGUUACGGACUAUCUCGAGCAUUAUGAUACGACGUGGACGGCGCUGAUGCAGAAUCAAGAUCAGUUUCCACUGCAGGAGUACGGCGAACGGAGCGUGCUUACGACGUGGACGAUGUCAUACGAACAGGUGAAGGGUAUGGACCCACUGGCAGCGCAGCUGCUUGAUCUGUGGGCGUUCCUCUAUCACGGCGAUGUAUGGGCGGAGCUGGUGCUGACCGGGCAGAGCGACAAGGGACAGCACAGCCGGAGCGAAGAUGCAGUCUUCGGGCCAGUAACGAAGCUCUCCCUGCAGCACUCGAUUGGAACUCUCGUCCAAUACUCGAUGGUGAACAUGAGCACCGCGGAUCGAGCGCCCACGAUACAUCCGGUAGUGCACGCAUGGUGUCUGCACAGCUUGGACAGAUCUACAGCACAACAAUUGCAGGCGACGGCGUUGAGACUUGUCGCCAGGAUGGCAGAAUCGGCAGGUCGAGGAGUGGCCAAAGACUUGGGACUUCGGCUAGCUGCACAUGCGAAAGUGAUCGGGACGAGAGUAGCAACGUGGCGAUCGGAUGAAGCGGAGCAAGCUCUCGAGUGUCAUCAGAUCGCAUACUUUCUGUCCGAUUGGGAAAAGUCUAAAGAAGUCGAGAAUCUAUAUUUGCGGGCGCUGCGCGGGUACGAGAAGGCAUGGGGCGCGGAGCACACGUCGACGCUGGACACGGUCAACAAUCUCGGCAAUCUGUAUGCGGACCAAGGCAAGAUGGCGGAGGCGGAGGCGAUGUUACUGCGGGCGCUGCGCGGGACGGAGAAGGCGUGGGGGCCGGACCACACGUUGACGCUGGAGACGGCCAACAAUCUCGGCAUUCUGUACGCGCGCCAAGGCAAGCUGGCGGAGGCGGAGGCGAUGUUACUGCACGCGCUGGGCGGGUACGAGAAGGCAUGGGGCGCGGAGCACACGUCGAUGCUGGACAUGGUCAACAAUCUCGGCAAACUGUAUGCGAAGCAAGGCAAGAUGGCGGAGGCUGAGGCGAUGUUACUGCGGGCGCUGGGCGGGUACGAGAAGGCAUGGGGUGCGGAGCACACGUCGUCGCUGAACACGGUCAACAAUCUCGGCCUUCUGUACGCGGACCAAGGCAAGAUGGCGGAGGGAAGGAGAAGGCAUGGGGCGCGGAGCACACGUCGACGCUGGACACGGUCAACAAUCUCGAGGCGGAGGAGAUGUACUUGCGGGCGCUGCGCGGGUACGAGAAGACAUAGGGACGAGAUCAUGCGGACACGCUCCGAACGGCUACAAAUCUGCUCUCACUUUACAAGACGGAAGCCUUUGUGCAUUUUACACAUGUGAAUGCGAGAAGAUUGCGCCUUCCCCAAGCAUUUAUGACCUAUGCAUCAGAUGGCGUCCUAUUCACAUUAGAAAAGCUUGUGCGGCUUCUCGCUUAUUGCGACGGUCUACUUCAGCAUGAAAUGGGCAUCGUGGGUAGGAUUCUGAUGUGGAUGGACAACCGCGAGCAUGCAUUCACGGCCUUCCAAUUUUACAGGAGUUCGCGAGAUGGCCCCGUAUGCGACGGCUGCGAGGAA
This is a messenger RNA of Dissoconium aciculare CBS 342.82, 3276 nucleotides long. RefSeq lists its product as uncharacterized. NCBI's taxonomy places the organism in Eukaryota, Fungi, Ascomycota, Dothideomycetes, Mycosphaerellales, Dissoconiaceae. Bases 266 to 3043 code for a protein of 925 amino acids. The record is from RefSeq and is a predicted model, not a curated record. Gene Ontology annotation, molecular function: protein binding. The transcript has 4 exons.